AUGGCACUCCUACCAAUAGCCGAUCCUCAGCAACGAGAGCUCCGUGAAAGAGUGGGACAGUGUCUAUGGGAAUCCUUGCGGCAAGCCUGUGGUGGCAACUUUCUGCAAGAUGACGAUGAGAGACAACAUGUCCGAGACUCGUGUCGCUCUUCCAUUUGCUUUCCCAACAAGACCAAGAAUUCCGUCGAUGGCAAGCCACAGGAUUUGGAAAUUCGAUUGGCGCUUUCCUUGUUUCAUCGAUGGAAACGACAGCAACAGCAGCACGGCAAAAGUACUACAAUAAUAAUUGUGACUUCGGACAUGGGCUUGCAACGGCAAAUUUCGUCGCCCUUGGAAUUGGCCGCUCUGUGGGUGUUGCCAUUGGAAGUUGGAUUGAGAAACGCAGGAAUUGCCCAUGACGUCCAAUGUCAUUCGUCUGGAUUGAUUGGGAUUGUGGUGGCAUCAGCAGCAAUGUCACUCGAUCGAGCAUUCCGAGCCACCUGCACGACGGAUACCAUGGCCAUGGUUCCGUACACUCCUGAAAAAAGCAUUGCCCUGCCAGUAAUGUUGCCGCGCCAAACAUCGUUGUGCCAUUCAUCCCACGACAACGACAACGACAACGACAUCGACAAUCCCCUCGAGCUCAUUCGAACCGGAAAUCUCCCAGGACUCCAACUUUUGAUUGAGAACGGCUACACCCCUGCCACUCAUGUCGAUCACCGUGGAGCAUCGCCGUUAUUGUGGGCGGCCGGGAGUGGUCAUUUGGAUAUUGUACGCUAUUUGAUUGAAACGUGUGGGUGUGAUCCCAAUCAACCGCAACAGGGCAAACGAUCCUUUGGGGGACGCACGGCAUUGCAUUGGGCCGCGCGCAAAGGCCAUUUGGCGGUUGUACAAUACUUGGUACUCGACCAACACGUCAAUGUGGAAGCAGCGACCAACGAUGGCACCACGGCGUUUGGUUGGGCCAGUUGGCAGGGUCAUUGCGCCAUUAUGGAAUUCUUGGCUCCUCAUUGCAAUAUCCACCGUGUCAACACAUUUGGAUGCAAUGCCGUGCUCUGGUGUGCACAGGGAGAACGAGGCGACGUCGAUACCAUGAAAUGGUUGCACGCUCAAGGGUGUCACAUGACGCAGGUCAAUCACAAUGAACAUGGGGUCCUGCACAAGGCCGCGCAACGAGGGCAGUUGCCAAUAUGUCAGUGGUUUUGGGAUACCACAGUCACUCCCGCCAUUCUUCUUUCACAACAAGGAGGAGGCACUAGUAACGUAUUUGACUUGUUGGGUCCGGAUACGGAGCAGUAUUGUCCUUCGGACUUGGCUGGAAUGGAGGGGCACGAAGAGUUAGCCCGAACACUGGCUCGCUGGGAGAUGGAAUGUAUUCAGAUGAUGCAGGAUACUAGUAAUGGAGUGUCCAUGAUGCCAGACUGGCUGACCAAGACGCGCGAGGGCGUCAGCAUGCGGAUGUCCAAUGACAAUGAAAUCUACACAUGGGAGCCAUUGGGAGGGGUCCGGCGAAUGAAGCGCCAAUUAUUAGAGUAA
Seminavis robusta is the source of this 1515-nucleotide messenger RNA. NCBI's taxonomy places the organism in Eukaryota, Bacillariophyta, Bacillariophyceae, Naviculales, Naviculaceae. The record is from the annotation of a GenBank genome assembly.